AUGAAGUCUACCAAUAGCAGCCGGAGUUGGAGCCUCCUCGUACUACAGAGCCACAGUGUAGGCUCUUGCGCACAUCGCAUACUGUUGGAACACGAGAGGACAGAGCGAAGCGGCUUCCCCCUGCCUUGGAGAACUCAGACACACAAGGGAGGCUCUGAUACGGCGUCGACUGUAAAGAUAGUACGGACUCUGGCUAAUUCCUUUAGGUGGCAUUAGACCCCUGUACAGCGCUACCAGGGGGAGCUUACAGUCACACUCCCGCUUGUUAAAGCCAAAUCCAGAGUGCAGUCAACGCGCGUACCUAGAAGGACAAGUGUGUUUGUUGGUAUUUAUUGUAUUCUCAAUCAGAUUACCACUUAAAACAAAUACGCAGGCUGAGGUCGAAGUCACACCAAGGGAUUAUAAUUGUUUGUAAAGCUCUUGGCUGAGCUUGCAACGUUUGCAUGCGCGUCUUGUUCCCUGAGCAGAGAGCAAAGUGCUGAUAAAUCUGUUGAACCUGGACUUAGGACCUGAGCGAGGAGCUUCCUGGUGAAGUGCACUUGACAGGAGCAGCACAAGAUAAAUCUAGGAAGACCAAAUUCGUACUUGAGCAACUAAAAGGGAACUGAAAAGCCAACGAAAAUGCCUCUGGCACAGAUCGCGGAGCCAUGGCCCACAAUGGAACUAGUGCAGCUUGAAACUGAGAAUGGCCAGAGCUCUAUUGAAGACGGAGUCACGCCUGCUGUCAAGAACGAGUCUCAUAUCACCUGGAUAGAGAAGGAGUUUGCCAGUUUUAGAGGCCAGGAUGAUGGAGAUAUCAAGGAGAUCAAUAUUACUCAUGUGGUCAAAGAGGGCUCAGAGAAGGCUGAUGCUUCUCAGUUUGAACUACUCAAGGUCCUGGGACAGGGAUCCUUUGGCAAGGUGUUCCUGGUGCGAAAGGUUACCCCUCCAGAUGCUAACCAACUCUAUGCCAUGAAGGUCCUCAAGAAGGCCACACUCAAAGUGAGAGACCGUGUCAGGACCAAGAUGGAGAGAGACAUUCUGGCAGAUGUCAGCCACCCAUUUGUUGUCAAACUGCACUAUGCAUUUCAAACUGAAGGGAAGUUGUACUUGAUCCUGGACUUCCUCCGAGGAGGAGACCUCUUCACUAGACUCUCUAAAGAGGUGAUGUUCACAGAGGAGGAUGUGAAGUUUUAUCUGGCAGAGCUGGCAUUAGGACUGGACCACCUCCACAGUCUGGGCAUCAUUUACAGAGACCUCAAACCUGAAAACAUUCUUCUGGAUGAGGUGGGACAUAUCAAACUCACAGAUUUUGGUCUGUGUAAAGAAGCCAUUGAUCAUGAGAAGAAAGCGUAUUCCUUCUGUGGUACUGUGGAGUACAUGGCACCAGAGGUCGUGAACAGGCAGGGACACAUUCACAGCGCUGACUGGUGGUCAUUUGGAGUACUAAUGUUUGAGAUGUUGACAGGAGCGCUGCCAUUUCAAGGGAAGGACCGCAAAGAAACUAUGAAUCUGAUUUUGAAGGCACGCCUGGGGAUGCCUCAGUUCCUGAGUGCAGAGGCCCAAUCUCUGCUCAGGGCUUUGUUCAAGAGGAACCCUGCCAACAGACUGGGAUCUGGUGCUGAUGGUGCAGAGGAGAUUAAACGACAUUGCUUCUUCUCCACCAUAGACUGGAAUAAACUCUUCAGGAAAGAAUUAAAGCCUCCGUUCAGACCAGCAGUGGCUCGUCCAGAUGACACUUUUUACUUCGACUCCGAGUUCACCUCCCGCACCCCUAAAGACUCCCCUGGCGUGCCCCCAAGCGCUGGAGCUCACCAGCUCUUCAGAGGCUUCAGCUUUGUUGCGACAACUAUGAUGGACGAGCAACGCUCAGUGGAGCCAAUGAAACCCCCACCACAUCCUGUGGUCCAGCAACUGCAUGGGAAGAACAUGCUGUUCAGUGAUGGCUACAUAUUAAAGGAAGACAUCGGCAUGGGCUCCUUCUCUGUCUGUAAACGAUGUGUCCACAAAACCACCAACACAGAAUAUGCUGUCAAGAUGAUUGACAAGACCAGUACAGACCCCUCUGAGGAAAUUGAGAUUCUGCUUAGAUAUGGACAGCACCCCAACAUCAUCACUCUGAAGGAUGUGUACGACAAUGGUAAGCAGGUGUUCCUGGUGACAGAAUUGAUGCGUGGAGGAGAGUUGCUGGAUCGAAUCCUCAAACAGAAGUUCUUUUCAGAGAGAGAGGCCAGCGCUGUGCUUCACACCAUCACCAAGACUGUCGAGUACCUGCACUCACAGGGGGUGGUGCACAGAGACCUGAAGCCCAGCAACAUCCUCUAUGUUGAUGAGUCGGGGAAUCCGGAGUCAAUCAGGAUCUGUGACUUUGGCUUUGCUAAGCAACUGCGUGCCAACAAUGGCCUGCUGAUGACCCCAUGCUACACUGCCAACUUUGUAGCUCCUGAGGUGCUGAAGCGUCAGGGCUAUGAUGAAGGAUGUGACAUCUGGAGUCUGGGAGUCUUACUGUACACCAUGCUGGCUGGUUUUACACCAUUUGCCAAUGGACCUGAGGACACCCCCAAUGAGAUCUUGAACAGGAUAGGCAACGGUCACUUCAGCCUGACUGGAGGCAACUGGGACACCGUGUCAGAUGCUGCCAAGGACCUUGUGUCCAAGAUGCUUCAUGUGGACCCCCAUCAGAGACUGACUGCUAAGCAGGUCCUCAGGCACCCCUGGAUUGUCCAGAGAGACAAACUCCCCAACAGUCAGCUCCCACACCAGGAUCCCAAACUGGUCAAGGGUGCAAUGGCGGCCACCUACUCUGCCCUGAAGAACUCCCAACCCACACCAGAGCUCAAGCCCAUCGAGAGCUCCUUCCUAGCCCAGAGACGUGUCAAAAAGCUUCCCUCCACCUCCCUGUAGAGACUCUAAUCAGCUCACUGGAGACUGACCAAACUGCACCUCCUGGCUCCAAACCCACCCAGUCAGCUUGCUUGGGGACUUGAAUGUCCACUUGCUACUACCAGCCAAGGAACACUGACUGUGGUCCUGCCCCCAUCUUGUGACAUCCAUUGUCCUGCUCUUGCUAUCAUCCCCUGGUUUGGUGCUCGUCAGCUGCUGAUAACCAAUCUCCGUGGACUAGCAAAAGAUGGUGAUGCUGGGUGGGGGUGAUGAGUGCAAAAAAAAAAAAAAAAAAAAAAAAAAACUGGUG
Monopterus albus (swamp eel) is the source of this 3172-nucleotide messenger RNA. RefSeq names its product ribosomal protein S6 kinase a, polypeptide 1 (gene rps6ka1). The record is from RefSeq and is a predicted model, not a curated record. Lineage: Eukaryota; Metazoa; Chordata; Actinopteri; Synbranchiformes; Synbranchidae. The transcript has 23 exons. Gene Ontology annotation, molecular function: ATP binding; magnesium ion binding; protein serine/threonine kinase activity. The coding region runs from base 622 to 2883 and encodes 753 amino acids. Gene Ontology annotation, biological process: protein phosphorylation; intracellular signal transduction.